Harmonia axyridis is the source of this 1639-nucleotide messenger RNA. It is a transcript of the gene Dnaaf3, whose product is annotated as dynein axonemal assembly factor 3 homolog. The record is from RefSeq and is a predicted model, not a curated record. NCBI's taxonomy places the organism in Eukaryota, Metazoa, Arthropoda, Insecta, Coleoptera, Coccinellidae. The transcript has 2 exons. Gene Ontology annotation, biological process: motile cilium assembly; axonemal dynein complex assembly. The coding region runs from base 163 to 1494 and encodes 443 amino acids.
AGUUUUUAACUAGCCAAAAAAAUUACUCAAAUAUUCAGAACAAGAGCAUUGAAUAUUAUGAUUAAUUAUUUCAAAAUAACAAUGUUGCUAGGGAGUUGUUUUAUCAAUAACUUGCUGUCAAAUUGUGUAUAGAUUUAAUUCUCCUCAAGUUAGCUGUUAAAAAUGUUUUGGGGUUUAACACCAGCACUAGAUUUUCAGUCUAUUUAUACAAAAAGAGAUGGGGGCAAACUCAAUUUUCUCGUUGUUGGAGGAUCGGAUUGUAGACACAUUUUGAAGACUAUUGCAAGAAGGUAUAGGCAUCAGGAUGUACAGUUGAACUUUUUCAUAAUGGAGGGAUGCAUGGAACUUGUAGCCAGAGAAUUGUUACUGUUAUUGCUUGCUUUCAUGCCUCAGAAAGAACUGGGAGAAGUUCAGAAAACUAGAAUCUUCAUGGAAAUUUACGGCAAUACUUUAGUGAGACCGUACGUUGGGAAAUUCUUGGCAACGACUGCCAAAGAAAUGUUGUCAGCUAUAACCGAUUACGAUUAUCUAAGGAAAUUGAUGCCUUUUGUCAGUGUUGAUGUGAAAUAUAAGGAGAGAGAUUGUUUGGAGAAUUUGAUGAAGUUUUGGUGCAGUUUGGACGAUUUUGAUAUAAUUCAUAGUUGGGACAGCAGAGUUCGUAAAAUGCUCGGUAUAAGAUACGACGCAAAAUUCGGAGCCUUCGACUGGGACCUCCACAUGCGUUUUCACUCAGUUGGCGGCAAGCAGGUAGGAUCUCAAGAAUACAAGAGUUUCAGGAACAACGGCGUCUCCUUCUCCUGGUUGGAAUCCGAAGUGUCCAAGCCUAACAGAUCCCUAAUCUGCGUAACCGUGCCCAACGGCGAAAGAUUCAUCCAUUACGGUUACCUUGGCGACAUCCAAACUGGACCUUUCGUAACCUUUGGUCUAGAAUGCGAAGAAGAGGACUUCCUCAAGUCCACCAACGGCCAGAACAAAUACAGAGCCACCGACAUCACCGAGAGAAACCUCAGACAGAUAUUCCACGAGAUUGAGUUUGGUCAGGAGUACCAACAUUGUUCUUUGAACGACUACCUCAUGGGCACCUUGAGGAUUCAGGAGGUAGAACAGAUGAUGGACGUUAGUGCCGAUCAGAUCAUAGCCAGACCGAAGAACUAUUCAUCAAUCGAAGCGAGUAACAUUACCAUCAAUUUCUUGUCCAUCUCCCAGCUCAAACAGAUGUCUUAUAAGGAUGAUUACAAGGAGUUCUUCCAUUUGAUUUAUUUUAGCAGUACGCACUUCUUGCAGUUCUUCGAGAAGGAGACGAUGGAGAAGGUUGCUAGGAAAAAUGCCGUUCUUCUGGUGGAAAAUCAGAGAUACGUGUUGAGUUACAGGGAUAAGGAAUUGGAGGAGUAUGGCAAGAGUGUGAAGGAGAAAUUGGAGGGAAUUGAUAUUGUAGACAGUAAAUUUGACUGUCUGAAGGAUGACUAUUUCGAGUUUGUUCUCAAACCAAACUAGGAGAAGAUUCAUAUGGUUUGAUGUGAUAUUCGAUUACAAGUUGAUGUGGUUACUUGUGGUUUGGUGUUGAUGAAGAGAAUAAUGGUUUAAUUGGGGAAUGGUAGCAUGGAAUGUUUUGAAUUUUGAAUUAUAUUUUAUUUGGUAC